GUGGAGCAGGCGAUCAAGAGCUUCUGCUAUGCGGGUCAGCCUCGAACCGUUUAUUCGGAGAAAGAGCAGGAUCCGCUUGGCAAUGUGAUCUUGGAAAUGCACCCGGAGAUCAAGCUACGAGCCAAGUCUUGCAAGCGAGAACGCUGUGUGCGGGAGCUGGCAUGCAUUGAGUGUCUAAACCAGGCACGGGACAAGAGGAUGCUUCGAGCUCUGACCCAGAAAGCCUUCGACGUCGACUUGAUCCAACUGGCGCACAAGGCAGCUCAUGCAACCCCUGAGGAUGUGCACAGCUUCAUCUCCGACAUCCGGUCCAAGGACUACUACGUCUUGGGCUUUGCUGGGCAGACUCUGGAUGACCUCGUCAAUCCCGGCACCGGGCUCCCGCUGGUGCGUCGCAUCCGCUCACGAUUCGACACGACACCAGCCUGGAGGAAAAGCGAUGCACUGAAGCUGUACUUGAAGAACUACCUCACCACAACCAGCCUCUUUCAUGACGGUGACGUGCAGAUGCAAGCCCACACCGCCCUCAGCAAUGCACUGGCUUCCGCAGUUCAAGAGGGCAAAACUCGACAGGGUGAGCUCGACCUAGCUGCCCGAGUGGCAGCAGGGGGUCUCAGGACAGAUGCCGUCAUCGAGCAGUUGGUGACAUCGUUCUUGCUUCGUUCCAAGGACGCAUUGCAUCGGCCUCACAGCAGUCGUCAUCUCACCGAGGUUGGGGCCAUGGCUGAUGCACUGGCCACAUUAGGCAGGCGUUCGGAGAUUGACCAGUUGAUCCGACGGUUUGGGGUGAAUCCCCGAGCCGUCCCUCGACUCUCGCUGGAUCACAACCUUCUGCCUAAAGCCUUUGGCUCCUUGUCCAGCGACGUGCAGCUGGCUCAAGCCUACAACACCGCUGCCCGCCACCUACGGGCAGUGUCACAGAGGCUCCACAUCAUGGUGGAUGAGACUGUGUGGAGCCCUGCUGCCGAGCAAUGCCCGGGCUUCCUCGGCGAGGACACCAAGGAUACGGCGGUCAUUCUGGGUGGCUACUGGAGUCGCAACUACCAGGACUGUUGGCAUUACCUAGAUGCCGAUCAAUGGGCGGAGCAGACUCUGGACCAGGAACGGCUGGCGAAACUCACUCUGCACUACGUCAUCGCUCGGCCAGACCAUCGCAGAUGGGGAUUCGACACUUGCACCUUGCCUCGGAAGCCCAAGGACUCGUCAGCAGAAGAGAUGCUGCAGCUGUGCGGCCAGUACUUGAGCACGGUUUGCGGCUCCGGUCGCAAGAUCCGCAUGGGCUCACUCUUCUGCGACAGCACGGCCAUGCUGCAAUUCCAGCUCCCGCAUAAGGUCUAUGGCAUCGCAGACAACAUGUCUGACAGGGCGGCGAUAAGUCGACUCACACCCCCAUACUUGGGGAGGUCCUGCCUACUGCUAGGCCAACACCUGAUGGCCCUGCUGUCAGCCCUUCUGGCCAGCGCCACGACCGCUUCGCCGGCCUUUUCCAAAGGCGAGCAUUGCCUCAACGCCAUGACGGCCUUCUACAUGCUUUGCAUCCAUGUCGCUUGCAACCAACACAAGUUCAAGGACGAGUGGCAGAGACACAGCCUGAGUGUGCCCACGCUGCGGAACACGAUGGGGUUGGCGGGGCACGCUGUCCAUGCCAGCAUGACAGCGGUGGAGCCUCGCUUCGUCCAGGAGCUAGGCAUCGAAAGUUAUUUCUCUGCCAUCAAAGCUCCGUAUCAGGGAAGUCCCAGUGUGAAAGACGGCAUCUAUGGUGCAGCUCGCCACCAACUGAAGGAGAUCAAGGAGCUCCAAACCCUCAGCGAUGCCGCUCUGGCGAAGGGGGAACCGGUGCAUGAGCAACGGGAGCCACUGAGCUUGGAUGCUGCGAAGAAGUGUUCGGGACAUGCCUGUGCCAAUGCCAUCCAGCUCAUGACGUGGGCGACCGAGGACGGCACCGAAGACAGCCUCUUCUGGAUCUUGGACAAGUGGUUCAAAGAGCGAUCGCAGACUUUGUUCCGAGGCAUCCUGGAGUAUGACCAAGCCGAGGAACUCGAGGUGGAGGCCCAGGAGAUCACCGACGACGAGCUGGAAGGUGAGCUCUCGAAAUCCGAUGCGCAGCGGAGGAUGGAGCUGCUCAUGGCCGUGCAUGACAGGGCAGCUGCAGAGGAGGAGGUGCAGAAACAUUUGCGGGACCUCAGCAAGCAGAACGGCGAGGCUGACUCGACACAGGAUGUCCCAGAGGCCAGGACCAUCCAAACCCAGCUGCCCGAGGCGGACAUGGAGCCGGACUACGACGCCAAGCAGCCCCGGACCCUGCAAGCCGUGCUCCGGAUGACCAUCAAACGGGCUGGAACAUCAGGGGUGCUGCAGUGUGGCGAGUCCUGUGCAGCUGAGGGGCCCCGUGCAGUGCUUCAGCGAGUGCACCUGCUCUUGCCAGCGAUGCGACAAUUCAUCCGGUAUGUCCGCUUGGAGGAGCAGAUUCUCUCCCAGGGGGUCAUCGAAAAAGGCCUGCCGGGCGGCAACAAAUGGAACGAGCGAGAGCACCUGCUGGCUCUCGCCCGCAGAAAUGCGAGUCUCGUGAAAUCCCGCCUCACACGGCUGGAGAUGUGGUCGCAGGCUCAGACGACUUUGGCAAAGACUGUGCAGGAGAAGAGUGGCUACUCCCAGUCCGACGGCUUGCUGCCAGCUGCCCAGUACAAGCCAGGUGUCUGCGAAAGCGAUGCCCAGAUCCUCGCAGUCCGCAUCGACGACGAAGUGCAAGUCGUCAUGACCUUAUGUGUUUUCAGAGGCUCUAUCGUCAGGAACCCGAAGACACAAACCGAGAGGAUGAAAACCAGCAAACCAAGUCCAAUUGCAUUGCCGGCCGCAUGUACCAAACUGCUGCACCUGCUGGUCCUGCAGUACUUGCCUGAUCAAGACGAGUACAUCGGCUCGUGUGCUUCACCCGUGGUGUUCGUCUCGCCACUCAACACAGUGCUUGGCGAACUGGCUACUGCAGCUGUGCAGCCAUCGACCUUGAGGCUUCACAUCAAGCUGACACCUGGAUCCUCCAGGGCUCUGAAGGUUUUGCAAGAGACUCCUGCAGCAGAGCUCGGAUUCAUCCGGGAUGUGCCCGACCAGCCUGGAGCCGCCCCUGCGGUGCAAAGCAGUGCUACCGUGUCCUACAACGAGUUCUCCUUCAGCCGCAGCAAUCUGCCGUCUGCUGUGCCCGAGUUCUUCCAGCGCCUCAAACGACAGUAUGAGGCCAUGGACAUACAUUUGGUGAAUGCCAACGGUGUGAUUGUCAAGCCCGGCCCAUCGCAGCAAUGGACAUUGGUCAUCAACCAGGGGGGGAUGAUGGUGCACCUGGAGCUCAUUGUUCUUGGCUCGCUUGUUGGCGGCGACGCCUAG
Molecule: messenger RNA, 3378 nt
Organism: Symbiodinium sp. CCMP2456
Lineage: Eukaryota; Dinophyceae; Suessiales; Symbiodiniaceae
Source: the annotation of a GenBank genome assembly